CUCGCCACUUCCGGCGCGCAGGGCUGUUGGCUGGGGGUGGCCGCGCGGGGCUAGCGGCGGCCGCGGGCGGCGCGCAGGGAUGCGGAUCGGGGCCGUGGCGAGGGCAGAGGUGGCGAGGACUGCGCGGGCCCGUGGGCCUCCCUCCUGAGCCGGCCGCGCCGCCCAGGCCCGGGCAGCCUCCGCCCCUUCAGCCCCGUCCGGGCCCGUCGCCGCCUCGGGCCGGGGAGGCCGGGGAAUCCCUGCCUGGGCCCGCAGCCUCCUUUCUGGGGGUCGGGCCCAGGCGGGGGGCCCCGCACAGCUGCCUCCUUACCCCAUUUCCUGCUUUUGCGUUUGCCUGGGGUGGGCCGAGGUCUGGAUGAAUAGCUUCGGGGGUCCUCGAUGAGGCCGCUGUGCUCCUUUUAAAGGUGCCGGCGGGACCCGGGUGGGGAACGGGUUGUCUUUGCAUGGGCGGGGGACUCCCCGAGCCUGCCGAGACCAUGACCUGAACUGUGCGAACGGGACGCGUUGGAUCCCAAGAGCCAACUCACCUGAGCCACCCCCUCCCCGGCCAGCAUGGCAUCUGAAGAAGCCUCCCUCAGGGCACUGGAAAGUCUGAUGACAGAAUUUUUCCAUGAUUGUACAACCAAUGAAAGAAAACGUGAGAUAGAAGAGCUUCUUAAUAACUUUGCCCAGCAAGCAGGAGCCUGGAGAUUCUGCUUGUAUUUUCUGUCCAGCACAAGGAACGACUAUGUAAUGAUGUACAGCUUAACGGUUUUUGAGAAUCUGAUCAAUAAAAUGUGGCUUGGGGUCCCAUCUCAGGACAAGAUGGAAAUCCGUAGCUGCUUGCCCAAACUUCUCUUGGCUCACCAUAAAACCUUACCUUACUUUAUACGGAACAAACUCUGCAAAGUUAUUGUUGAUAUUGGUCGCCAAGAUUGGCCCAUGUUCUACCAUGACUUCUUCACUAACAUUUUACAGUUGAUCCAGUCCCCUGUGACAACCCCCCUUGGGCUGAUUAUGUUGAAGACAACUUCGGAAGAGCUAGCUUGUCCUCGUGAGGACCUCAGUGUGGCUCGGAAGGAGGAGUUGCGGAAGUUGCUGCUGGACCAGGUGCAGACAGUACUUGGGCUCUUGACAGGUAUCUUGGAAACUGUAUGGGACAAACACAGUGUUACUGCUGCCACCCCACCACCAUCCCCGACUUCAGGAGAAAGUGGUGAUUUACUGAGUAACCUGUUGCAAAGUCCUAGUUCAGCCAAACUGCUGCCCCCGCCCAUCCCCGUGCUGGAUGUGGAGAGUGAGUAUAUCUGUUCCCUGGCCUUGGAGUGUCUGGCCCACCUCUUCAGUUGGAUUCCUCUGUCUGCCAGCAUCACCCCAUCCCUCCUCACCACUAUCUUCCACUUUGCUCGAUUUGGCUGUGAUACCCGGGCCAAAAAGAUGGCAUCAGUGAAUGGCAGCAGCCAGAACUGUGUUUUGGGUCAGGAGCGUGGCCGACUUGGGGUCUUGGCCAUGUCCUGCAUCAAUGAACUCAUGUCCAAGAACUGUGUGCCUAUGGAAUUUGAGGAGUACUUAUUACGAAUGUUCCAGCAAACCUUCUACCUCCUGCAAAAAAUCACCAAGGAUAACAAUGCCCACACGGUGAAGAGCAGGCUAGAGGAGCUCGAUGAGAGCUACAUUGAGAAGUUUACUGACUUUCUGCGGCUCUUUGUGAGUGUUCAUCUAAGAAGAAUUGAAUCCUACUCCCAGUUCCCUGUGGUGGAGUUCCUGACCCUUCUGUUCAAGUACACAUUUCAUCAGCCUACUCAUGAAGGUUACUUCUCUUGUUUGGAUAUCUGGACACUGUUUUUGGACUAUCUGACAAGUAAAAUUAAAAGUCGUCUGGGAGACAAGGAAGCAGUUCUCAACAGGUACGAAGAUGCCCUGGUCCUCUUGCUCACAGAGGUAUUGAAUCGAAUCCAGUUCAGAUACAACCAGGCCCAACUGGAGGAGUUGGAUGAUGAAACUCUGGAUGAUGAUCAGCAGACGGAGUGGCAGCGGUACUUACGCCAGAGCCUGGAGGUAGUGGCCAAAGUGAUGGAGCUCCUUCCUACACAUGCCUUCUCAACUCUGUUCCCAGUUCUUCAGGACAAUUUAGAAGUUUAUUUGGGAUUACAGCAAUUUGUAGUUACUUCGGGGUCAGGGCACAGGCUGAACAUCACAGCGGAGAAUGACUGCCGGCGCUUGCACUGCUCGCUGCGAGACUUGAGCUCCCUGCUGCAGGCUGUGGGCCGUUUAGCUGAGUACUUCACUGGGGAUGUGUUUGCUACAAGGUUCAAUGAUGCUCUCACAGUCGUGGAGAGAUUGGUCAAAGUUACUCUGUACGGAUCUCAGAUAAAACUGUACAACAUUGAAACAGCUGUGCCAUCAGUGUUGAAGCCUGACCUCAUUGAUGUGCAUGCCCAGUCACUUGCUGCUCUCCAGGCCUACUCCCACUGGUUGGCACAGUAUUGCAGUGAAGCCCAUCGACAGAACACCCAGCAGUUUGUGACACUCAUCUCUACCACCAUGGAUGCGAUCACACCUCUUAUUAGCACCAAGGUUCAAGAAAAGUUGCUGCUGUCUGCGUGCCACCUACUUGUCUCACUAGCCACCACUGUGCGACCUGUCUUUCUUAUCAACAUCCCCGCAGUACAGAAGGUCUUCAACAGCAUCAUUGAUGCCUCUGCCCAGCGCCUAGCCGAUAAGGCACAGGUUUUGGUUUGCCGUGCACUCUCUAACACCUUGCUCCUUCCAUGGCCAAAUCUUCCUGAGAGUGAGCAGCAGUGGCCCUUGCGUUCCAUCAAUCAUGCCAGCCUCAUCUCUGCACUCUCUCGGGACUACCACAGUCUGAAGCCCAGUGCUACUGCCCCCCAGAGAAAGGUGCCAUUGGAUGACACCAAAGUGAUUAUUCACCAGACACUUAGUGUCUUGGAAGACAUUGUAGAGAAUAUCUCUGGCGAAUCUACCAAGUCCCGACAGAUCUGCUACCAGUCACUGCAGGAGUCUGUUCAGGUCUCCCUGGCCCUCUUUCCAGCCUUUAUCCAUCAGUCAGACGUGACCGAUGAGAUGCUGAGCUUCUUCCUCACCUUGUUCCGAGGCCUUAGAGUACAGAUGGGUGUGCCUUUCACUGAGCAGAUCAUCCAGACUUUCCUCAACAUGUUUACCAGAGAACAGUUGGCUGAGAGCAUCCUGCAUGAAGGCAGCACUGGCUGCCGGGUGGUGGAAAAGUUCCUGAAGAUCCUACAGGUGGUAGUGCAGGAGCCUGGCCAGGUGUUCAAGCCCUUUCUCCCCAGCAUUAUUGCACUGUGCAUGGAGCAGGUGUACCCCAUCAUUGCUGAGCGCCCGUCACCUGACGUGAAGGCUGAGCUGUUUGAGCUCCUCUUUCGGACACUCCAUCACAACUGGCGGUACUUCUUCAAGUCAACUGUCCUGGCUAGUGUGCAGAGGGGCAUUGCUGAGGAGCAGAUGGACAAUGAACCCCAGUUCAGUGCCAUCAUGCAGGCUUUUGGACAGUCCUUUCUUCAGCCCGACAUCCACCUGUUCAAACAAAAUCUCUUCUACUUGGAGACUCUGAACACCAAGCAGAAACUAUACCACAAAAAGAUCUUCCGGACCACCAUGCUGUUCCAGUUUGUGAAUGUACUGCUCCAGGUCCUGGUUCACAAGUCUCAUGACCUUCUACAAGAGGAGAUUGGCAUUGCCAUUUACAACAUGGCUUCUGUCGACUUUGACGGCUUCUUUGCAGCCUUUCUCCCAGAGUUCCUGACCAGCUGUGACGGUGUGGAUGCCAACCAGAAAAAUGUGUUGGGACGGAACUUCAAGAUGGAUCGGGACCUGCCCUCGUUCACCCAGAAUGUACACAGACUGGUAAAUGACCUCCGUUACUACCGACUCUGCAACGACAGCCUGCCCCCUGGCACUGUGAAGCUCUAGGAACACCUGCUUGCCUUCCUGGCUGCUCACUGCCCCAGGGACGUGCCUGCUGCCACCGCCACCUACACCACCUGCACCUGUGCCACAGACGUCUGUGACAAGCCUUGGUCACUCUAUGGAUGAUCAUGCCCUGAGCAAGUGGCCUGCCUUUGCCCUCUUCUGCUGCCACCAACACAGCAGGCUUUGGGGUCCAUUUGGCACUGGUAGAGUUUCCAGGCAUUUGGAGCAGGCAGAGGGUCUUAUGGCCGGAUGCCCAGGAGGCACCCAGAGAUCGUGCAGCGUGGUCCAUACAGAUCAUGUGUAUAUCAAUCCUGAGUCAGAAUCGCCAAGGACCGCUUACGACAGUGCCACCUUCUCACCAUUCCACCUCCCCACCCCUCCUGGCCCAGCCAGCCCAGGAGAAACUUGACAUCAGAACUAUUUAUGUCAAGCCUCCUGCCCUCCGAUUGCCUUGAAGUCUCUGCUCUUUGUCAGAGAUUCGCGAAGACUCGCGGUUUUUUGUUCAUUUUCUCAUCAUUCCAUUGUGAUACUAAGAAGCUUAAUGGAUAAAUAAAAUGCUUAAGUUGUUGUUAUAUAAACACUAGUUACGGGGCAUCUUUCCACCUGAGCCUCAAGGCCAGGGUCCAGUUGCCAGAAGUGUGUUUUGCUACCUGAUCCUGGCCAGAAGUAAAAAGAGAUUUACUUCUAAGUGAGUAUAAGGUCUGAAUUUCUGAGAAAUUGGGGCACUGGUGGUUUUAUAAACUGCUAUUUUAUUAAUUACUUUUUACACACUAAGGUAGUAUGAUUGUUCCUCAUCAACAUUCUACAAAACGUGCUUG
Chionomys nivalis (European snow vole) is the source of this 4748-nucleotide messenger RNA. It is a transcript of the gene Xpo6, whose product is annotated as exportin 6. Bases 553 to 3930 code for a protein of 1125 amino acids. Gene Ontology annotation, biological process: protein export from nucleus. The transcript is spliced from 24 exons. NCBI's taxonomy places the organism in Eukaryota, Metazoa, Chordata, Mammalia, Rodentia, Cricetidae. Gene Ontology annotation, molecular function: small GTPase binding; nuclear export signal receptor activity. The record is from RefSeq and is a predicted model, not a curated record.